AGAAUCAAAACAAAACAGCGAGCUGUCAGUCGAAUGUUGCGUUUGCCGCGUGGUUUGGCCGCGAGUGUUUUUCGGGCGGUGUUUUCUCGGGCCUGUUCCGUCGUCGCGAUGGCCACCGGAGGGGAAUCCGCGGGUGUGAGUGCUAGUGACCGCCGGAAGAACGAGGGUCCACCGCCGUUGGUGGUGAUUCUCGGUUCCACCGGGGUGGGGAAGACGAAACUUUCGAUCGAGCUGGCUAGGCGUUUUGAUGGGGAAAUUAUCAGCGCCGACUCGAUGCAAGUGUACCGUGGGCUGGACAUUGUGACGGCGAAAGCCACCCGGGAGGAGCAGGCCCAGGCCCGGCACCACCUGCUGGACGUGGCCACGCCGGACCAGGCCUUCACGGUGAUCCACUUCCGCGAGGCGGCGCUCCCGAUUAUCGACCGCUUGCUGGAGCAAAACCGGAUGCCGAUCGUAGUAGGCGGCACGAACUACUACAUCGAGAGCGUCCUGUGGCAGGUUCUGGUCGGGACCGGAAUCCACGAGGAACGCACCCGUCGGCGAACAACCUCCUCCUCCUCGUCGCAAGAAGAAGACGCGAAGCGUCCGAAGCUGUCAUCGACGUUGGAAGAAAGCGAAAGUGGUGGAAACAGGGAAAGUGCGAAAGAAGAUGAUGCGAAGAAAGUGGUGGGAAGUGAGAAUGAAAGUGGUGAACAAGUGGAGAAGAUCGCAGCAAGCGGCGACGACGCCGACGAAGAAGAGUCGGAGCUGGUCGCACGAGUGUUGCCAAUGGCAACCGAACAGCUGGAGCAGCUGGAGUCGCCGGUUUUGCACCGCGUGCUGCGACGCGUCGAUCCCGUUAGCGCGGACCGGCUACACCCGAACAACAAGCGGAAGAUUGUCAGGGCGCUCGAGGUGCUGCGGCAGGACGGUCAACCGCUGAGCCGGAUCUUGGCGGAGCAGCGCGGCCAAGCCGGUGGAAGCCGGCUGGGCGGUCCGCUGCGGUACCGUAACGUGGUCAUCUUCUGGCUGCGCUGCGAGCAGGAAACCCUGAACGCCCGACUGAACUCCCGGGUGGACUCGAUGGUCGCGCAAGGCCUACUGGCGGAGAUCCGUCAGUUCUACGAGCGCUUCGUGAAGCCGUACGAUGACAACGACUUCCACCGUGGAAUUCUGCAGAGCAUCGGCUUCAAGGAGUUUGUGCGGUAUCUGGAAAAGUACGACCGCGACCACGACCGGCUCAUCGAGGAGGCCAUGGCCACCACCGGUGAAGGCGUGGCCAACCCUCCGGAAGGUCUGCCGCUGCUCCGCAGCUGUCUGGACAACCUGAAGCUGGUGACGCAACGCUACUCUAAGAAGCAGCUCAAGUGGAUCAACCAUCGCUUCCUGGUGGACGGCCCUCGGGAGGUCCCCCCGAUCUACGCGCUGGACACGACGGACGUGUCCCGCUGGGACGAGAUCGUUUCCGGUCCGGCCGUGCGCCUGAUCGAGGCGCACCUUGCCGGAACCAACGAGUCCAAUCUGAGCACCAUCCUGGCGCCCCUUCCCAAACACGCCAGCCCGCGGGCCGGCCUCAACGAGGAAACGUCAUUCCACUGUGACAUCUGUCAGCGCACCAUAGUAGGCGAGUACCAGUGGGCGGACCACCUGAAAUCGAACCGCCACAAAAAGUGCCUCCAGAGUAAGCACAAGAAGGAGAAGAAUCAACAUUUGACGAGCGAGAGCAUAUCCAGCAGACCUUCAUCGAAUCGCUAUUCGAAUGUGACUUUCAAGCAUCUUUGAAAUCGUGAGAAACCAAAAUUUAAAAGAAUAAAAA
Molecule: messenger RNA, 1795 nt
Organism: Culex quinquefasciatus (southern house mosquito)
Lineage: Eukaryota; Metazoa; Arthropoda; Insecta; Diptera; Culicidae
Product: tRNA dimethylallyltransferase
Exons: 8
Coding region: 34-1761 (575 amino acids)
Biological process (GO): tRNA modification
Cellular component (GO): mitochondrion
Molecular function (GO): tRNA dimethylallyltransferase activity
Source: RefSeq, a predicted model, not a curated record